Populus trichocarpa (black cottonwood) is the source of this 2014-nucleotide messenger RNA. Its product is annotated as phenylalanine--tRNA ligase alpha subunit, cytoplasmic. NCBI's taxonomy places the organism in Eukaryota, Viridiplantae, Streptophyta, Magnoliopsida, Malpighiales, Salicaceae. Bases 146 to 1624 code for a protein of 492 amino acids. Gene Ontology annotation, cellular component: cytosol; cytoplasm; phenylalanine-tRNA ligase complex. The transcript has 18 exons. Gene Ontology annotation, molecular function: phenylalanine-tRNA ligase activity; tRNA binding; ATP binding. The record is from RefSeq and is a predicted model, not a curated record. Gene Ontology annotation, biological process: phenylalanyl-tRNA aminoacylation.
CAGCUCCAUCCUUUCCUUCCUCCAGCGGAGAAAAAUGAAACGGAGUGGUGUCUUGGUGGCUAAAGGUUAAAACAAAAUAAAAUAAAAUUCCAAGCCCUUUCAAAAGCACCGCAACACAACGCAAAAAUAGAAGGAAAUCGCCAUUAUGGCAGAGGAAGCGAUUUUAGGUUACUUAGAGAAUCACGAAGAAAUCUCCGAUUCUGGCCAGUUCGCUACUGAAAUUGGACUCGAUCACAACGACGUUGUUAAUGUCAUUAAAAGCCUCCACGGUUUCCGCUACAUUGAGGCCCAGGAUAUUAAGAGAGAAACAUUGGUGCUCACUGAAGAGGGUAGAAAAUAUGCUGAAAAAGGAUCACCUGAAGUUCAACUCUUCUUGGCUGUACCAGAGGAGGGUAGCAUUUCGAAAGAAGAAUUGCAGAAACUGCUAGAUCCUGCAGUCUUCAAAAUAGGGUGUUCUCAGGCUGCAAAGAAUAAAUGGGUGCAAAUGGGAAAUCAAAUAUCUAGGAAGGUUCAACAUGUUGAAGACAGAGUGAAGGAUCUUCUUUUACGGAUACAAGAUGGGCAGGAACCUGGCAAAGAUGAUAACAACUCUCUCAAAGCAAGAAAGCUUACUGCUCUGCAAACCUGGAAGGGCUACUCAGUUAAAAGAGGUCCUGAUUAUGCUCCAACAAGAAGGAGAACUGCAACUGAUUUGACUCGAGAACAUCUGCUGGGGGGUGAUUGGAGGAAUAUAGAGUUCAAAGAGUACAACUUCAGUGCCAAAGGUCCACCACCUGAAAGUGGCCAUCUUCACCCGCUCAACAAGGUGAAAGAACGAAUCAAAAACAUCUUCCGUCUAAUGAACUUUGAGGAAAUGCCAACAAAUAAAUAUGUUGAGAGCAGCUUCUGGAAUUUUGAUGCACUGUUUCAGCCACAACAACAUCCUGCCCGCGAUUCACAUGAUACCUUCUUUCUUAAAGCUCCUGAAACAACAAAGCAACUGCCUGAAGAUUAUGUUGAGUUGGUGAAGCGUGUUCAUGAGUCUGGUGGCUAUGGGUCAAGGGGAUAUGGAUAUGAGUGGAAAAGAGAGGAAGCAAACAAAAAUCUUUUGCGAACUCAUACAACUGCAAUUUCUUCUCGGAUGCUUUAUGCGCUAGCACAGCAUGCAAAACAGCAGUCGUUUACCCCCAAAAAGUACUUCUCCAUAGAUCGAGUUUUCAGAAAUGAAGCAGUUGAUCGAACUCAUUUAGCAGAAUUCCACCAGAUAGAAGGUCUGGUGUGUGAUCGAGGGCUUACACUAGGUCACUUGAUUGGAGUGCUGCAGGACUUCUUUUCGCGUUUAGGCAUGGACAAGCUGAAAUUCAAGCCUGCUUACAAUCCAUAUACCGAGCCUAGCAUGGAGAUUUUCAGUUAUCACGAAGGCCUCAAGAAAUGGGUGGAGAUUGGAAAUUCUGGCAUGUUCAGGCCUGAAAUGUUGCGUCCUAUGGGAUUCUCGGAAGAUGUCAAUGUUAUUGCCUGGGGCCUUUCGCUUGAAAGACCAACCAUGAUAUUAUAUGGGAUCAAUAAUAUCAGAGAUCUUUUUGGACACAAGGUGGAUCUUGGGCUCAUCAAGAAAAACCCUCUAUGCCUUAUUGGAAUUAGGUAGAUUGUGAAAUGGUUCUGCUCUUUCUUCUGUUCCAACUUCCAUCUUUAGUUUUUGAGAAACAAGUUUGGUUGAGUUUAUGCCUGGGGAAACCAGAUUGAUACUGCAGCAACCCAAAUCAUCAAAUGGGGGACAGCUAGAUUAGAUAUUCUCUAGGCCUUGAGUUUUCAUUGAUGACUGCUCAGUCUGUAUUCUUUUGGCAUCACCAAUCUUAUGCCAGUCUUCAUUUGUUUUGUACUUUAGUAGCAAUAGCUACUGACAGUGUGCCUGUUCUAUGCUGCAUAGCAGUUUUCAAAAUUUUAUUUUAUUUAAUUCUGUGUCGAUUAAAAUAGAUAUUUGUAAUCAAUGUAACUAUUUAAAUUCUGAAGGAAAAAAUAUACAUUGCUUGGCAAA